AAUCAGCGCGCGGAGGUUGCGGGGGCGCGAGCUCCGAGUGAGCGGCGAAAUAAAAAUCAGAAUUUGAAAAAAAUUCUUUAAUUUCCCAAUUUUGUCAGAAAGCCUGAGGGAAACUCGGAUCUUUUUCUUCAGCCUGAUUGUCGAUCGAUGUUGUAUCCUGGUUAUCAUGAGUUGGGCAUUGGAGGAAUGGAAAUCCGAACUACCCAGCAGAGCCCUGCAGAAGAUAUCUGAGUACGAGAGCCAGCUGGAGAAACUGAAGAAAGAGCGACAACAGAAGCAGCUCCAGCUGGAUAGUUUAGAAGUUGCGUUCCAGAAACAAAACCAAAAGCUCGAGGGUGAACGCGAUGAGAAUGCAACCUUGAGGAGAGAGACGCAGGGCCUGACGGAGGCACGUAACAAUCUGGAGAAGGCACAGCAGAGGCUGUGCCAUGAGAUUCAGGUGAAGGAGGCCUUGGUAUGCAGUCUGGAGGGGCAGCUGUUGGCCACAAAGAAACAGAUAGACAGCCUGGAGCAUGAGCUAAAAAGGCUGGAAGCAGAGCUUGAGCGAAGUCGUAGAGCCCCAACAUCAGCAGAAUGCCAGCUCCAACUUACUCCAGCUAGGAUCUAUCCUGCGUGUACCACGCUGAGCAGCACUAAUGAGGGUUCGAAAUGGGAUGAAUUGCAAGAAAAAUACAACCGAGAGGUAGAGGAAAAGAAGAGGCUAGUCUCUGAAGUGAAAGCUCUGAAAUUGCAGGUUCAACAGUUGCAAUUUAGCAGCAACAAGAGUCACCGAGAAAGUGCCCCGCAGCAGAUUAGAGCCGCCACAUUUUCGUGGCAGCAGGAGAAAACGCCCACUCGUGUGCCGGAGAGUCCCGUUGGACGAGGGCUGCCUUCCUCCGUAUUUCCAUGGGAGCAGCCGAGGACACCUCCGCACUACAAUUCCAGAAGCCCGCAGCAGAAUGACAACAAAACCAGGAACCUUGGACCGGGAUCCGGGAGCAGCCAACUCGGUCAGUUUGAGGAGCCUGGAAAUGCGCAACUGCAGGAAUUGAGGAAAGAAAACCAAGUGCUACAGUGUACAAUGUCUGAGCUGGAAGUUUGGGUUCAGUCGCAAGAGAAAGAGAUUAAAAAUCACCUGAACAAGUUGCAGGAAGUGCAGUCAAACCUGGAGAAAUCCAAAGCAGAACUGGCAAUGAAAGAACAAGCUCUGAGUAAGAGCAAGGAUGAGCUAAUGAGAGUAACUGUGCAGCAGGAGCAGACCAACAACAAGUGUGCACUUCUGGAGCAGAAGCUGAAGCAGGUUUCCGAGGAGCUGAGCUGUCAAAGACAGAAUGCAGAAAGUGUUCGACGCCUGAUGGAGCAAAAGUCUAAGGACAAGGAGAAGGAACACCAGGAGGAACUGUCAGACCAGCAAGGUGCAUAUCGUAACCUCGAACAUCAAUGCAAGCAAGAGAAAAACCAACUAAAUCAGGAGAUCCAGAAGCUCAAGACUGAGCACCUGGCUUUACAGUCUGCAAUCGAUAAAAUGGCAGCACAGAAACAGCUGGUGGACAGGGAGUUGGAGGAAGUCAAAGCUAAAUUUCGCUGUGCAGAAAAGGAACUUGCAACUCAUCAGAGGAAGGGGGACAGUCUGCAGGAAAGUCUCCAGGAAGCGCUUAAGGAGAAAGACCGCAUCAGUACCUGGCAAGACCAAAGCACUCAGAGAAUCGUGCACCUAGAAGCACAGAUGAAAAGGCUGGAGAAACAGCUAAACCUGAGUGAGAAAGCAAGGGAAGCAAUUAAAACUGAAAACCUGACUCUUGCAUCUAAACUUAAAGAUCUUCAGCAGAAACUGGAACAUGAAUUCCACCUGAACUCCGGAAAUGCUGGUCUUGCUGCCAUGGUAAGCGAGUUGAGUAUGACAGAUCAGAACGAGGUCAACGAGUGUGAACCAGGUGAAGAGCAAGAGAGCCAUCAAUCAAACGAUGGGCAGUUUGAUGGUACAGACACAGUUGUGGGAUGGCCAGUGAAAGUCGGAGAGAAAAUGUUGGACUCUAUGGAAGGAAGUCAACUUGGAGAAUUAGAACUCCUGGCGAAGUCUAUUACCUUGGACCAAGACAACGGGACCAACAUCAAGGAAGAUCCAAGCUUAAACACUGAAGUAAAAUUGGAAGCUGUGCAAAGUGGAGCAUGGACAGAAUCCCGAAGCUUGGAAGCAGCAAGGGAUGUGUUCCCAGAUCCUGAAGAGAAAGCGGGGACACAACUCCAGGAGCUCGACAAAGAAACAAAGAAAGAAUUCAAAGCGGGUGGAGCAGAAACUGCAGUCAGACCUAGUGACUCUGUAGAGAAGGGUCAGGCAAUGACUGACUGGCUUGACAAACCAAUCACAGUGUCUGUACACCUAAGAGAACAUGAGGUGGAAUUGGACGAAGUAAAAACGAAAAAUCAGAUGUUACAGCGAGAGCUGGAUAACCUGAAACAAAUGCUUGAUAGUAAAGUGAUCGAAGGCCAGAAAAGCCAGCAGACUGUAGCAGAACUGAGGCAGAAGCUGAAGCAGGCAAUGCAAAGAUGCGCUGCAGAGGCUGAGUACUCCACUACACUGGUUACUGUACAGGCAGGGCAAAUUAGUACCCUGGAGAAAGACCUGGAGCAUGAGAGAGUCAACGUGUCAAAGCUGCAAGAGACCAAUAAGAUGCUGGAGCUUGAGUGCAGCAAAUUCUCAGAGCUAACCAGAUCCAAAGCUGGCCCCAAGAGAUCAGAUGAAGAUGAAAUUCAGAUUCUGCAGAAUGCUGCAUCUGAGAAGAUACAGCAGCUUGAACAACAGAUUGUGGAACUUAAUAGUGAAAAGAGUUGCAUUGAGGCGAUCAUAAAGGCAGAUGGCAGGCCAGUUGUUGUUGCCGGUGAGAGCAGUGACGACCUCCUGGAAUGCCUGGAACACAGAGAUGCUCAAAACCUUGAGCUUAGUGAGAUGUCUUUAAAUCAGCCCAAUCACGUGUGUUGUGACCCGAGAGAAAUGCUGGAACAGAAGCUGAAUGAGGAGAAAACUUGUUUUAUGGAAAUCAUGAAGGGGGGUGAUGGGAGUGGUCAUAAGAAGGACAAUCGAGGACUCUUCCUGGAGUACUUAAAGCACAAAGUUGUUGAGCGCCUCGAGUUUGAUGAGCAGUUGCUAGAGCAUCGGAAACAUCUCGUUGACCUUCAGCAACAGUGCAACGAGCUGACCAUAGAGAAGGAGCAAGAAGAGAAAGCAAAAAGAUAUGCUCAGGAUAAGUUUGACAAUCUACAGUCCAAAAUUCACAGGGAGACACAGCAAUUAACAGUGGCCCUGGAAGCCCAAAGUAAGAACAUAGAGGGUCUUCUCUUGAGCAUGGAAGAGAAGGACCAGACCAUUCUGGUUUUAAGUGAACGUCUGCAAAAUUCUUUAAAGGUGCUGUCAUGCCUUCGGACGGAGAAUUACGAGCUGAAAACUAACUUGAAGACAAAUUUGGACUUCUCCAAAAGGGAGUGUGUUGACAAUGCAGAUUUCCCCAGGAACACCGUGCUGGAGCAAACCAGUGGUGGGCAGUUUUCUCAGGCUAGCCGAAAGGAGCAUGAAAAGGGCGGCGUGUUGUCUGUGGGUGAGCAAGCCCCCCCGAUAAAUGGAAGAGCUGUGCCUGCUGAUGGAACUGUACAAAAUUCAGAGCUCAGCCAUGGUGAGAACCUGUUUGAUCACUCAUUGCUCCUACCUAAAGAUCAGGCAGUCCACUUGAUCCUGACACGGGAGGAUGAAUUCGUAGAACUAAAGGUGCCCUUGCUAAUCAGUUCAGCUGUGCAGAAGAUGCCAAAACCGGAAGAGGAUCCUGAAAAGCAGGCGCAGCAGAUAACAAAAGCCGAAACUAACAGUUGUAAAAAGGUGUCAGAUGUACCAAAAGGGCAGAGGGCAGGUUCUGUCCCAUCUACGGGGGCUCUCUCAGACGAAUCGGGGAUGACCAUGGCAGGAAGUUCUGCACGGCAAAAUAUAAUUCAGUUGACACAGGGCAUUGAAAGCCUAAGGAAGUAUAAGGAACUGGGUUAUGUGGAGAGCGAUGAUAGUGACGUGGCCCAGCAUUGGCAGAACGUCAGAUGUUCUGAUGGUUUGCAGAUGAAGAUUGGUGAGUUGGAGGAGGAGAUGACCCUACAUACCAAGAAAUCCCAAGAUGAAGCUGAAGCACUAACUGAGGAGGGAACAGCAGAAAUUGCUGAUUCCAAAUUUGCCCUUGGUUUAGAAGGAAAGCGGGCAGUUGACGAAUUGAGAACGGAGGCAGAGCUGAUUGAAGAAGUGGAAAGGGUGACUGGCAAAUUGAAUGAAGCCUUAAAGGUUUCAGAAGAGGAACACCGAGUAACAAAAGAAUUGAACCAGAAAGUGAUUCAUGCUUUGAACAAGGAAUUGAACUCCUUGAAUGAGAAAUGCACAAUUCUAGAACAAGAGAAGGAACAGCUUUGUUUGGAAGUUCAGAAAGCCCAGGAGGCAGCCAGUGACUUGCAGUCUGAGAAAGAAGACUUAUUGAACACAAUCCAAUCCAGCGGGGCUCUGCUGAGAGGGAGUACUGAAGAGAGAAGCUGCUUUGAGCGAGAGUUGGGGGCACUGCGGGAGUGGAAGCAGAAGGCUUUAGAAGGCACUACUUCCUGUGAAAGUGGAAAGGAAAAUGGCCAGGUGGAACGCCAUACAUUGCAGGAGUCUAUGCUGGAGAUGCAAAACCAAAUGCAGGAACUGGAAGAAGAAUGUAAGGCGUUGAACAGCGCAGUCACAAAUGCAAAGCACUCCCAGGAACAGCUUCAGGAAAAGUUGGAGCAAACCCGGUCUGAGAAGUCUGAGCUACAGAAUCAGGUUGGCCAUCUGCAGAAAAUAGCUGUUGAGCUGAACAAAGAAAAGGUGGAACUGCAAGCCAAGUUGAAGCAGUGGGAGAGAAGCCCUGUGGGCAAAGAGGAGAUUCCUGGAGACGUCACGCAGGAGAAUGGUCCUUGUGAGGACCUCCUGCCGGACGGCAGCCAGCAAAAAGCUACUGCGCAGACCACAGCAAGCAAGCUGGGUGCUGACCUGGAAGCUUUGCGACAAAGCAUUCAAAAGAAAAGUGAAGAGGUUGAUCGCAAUCUGCUCAACUAUUCUGAUCAUCUGAGCAAGCGUCAAGAGCUAGAGGCGUCUAACAAGAUCUUGUUUAAAGCUGUCAAUCACCUUUAUGAGUGCAAGGCUGAAACUCUCAAGAGCGACCAAUGGAAGGCGGCUGGCUCAGAGUCACGGACAUCAAUUGAGGACAAGAAGCCUGUGGCUGGACAGCACAUUGGUGGUGAGCCUGCCCAGGCAGGUGAAUGGGACCAGAUUGAGACCAGCCAGAGGUCAAAAGGACAUGCUAAUCUUGCAGGACAUUUAAAAAAGUUAAAUCCUGCGGAGCUCGUGAUGAAAAUCAACACUGCUGAACUCGCUGCAAGAAUACAGAAAAAUCGGCAAUUCCGGCAUCACCUGUCCGUGGCGUUUGAUGAAACGGAGUACGAACCAUAUGGACUACCUGAUGUGGUGCAAAAGGGUUUUGCAGAUAUUCCUUCUGGAACUACCUGCCCCCACGUCCUACGCCGAGCAACUCUAAACGCCGCACUUUGUGCCCAGCAACAGGGAGAAGGGCAGUCUCUGCUUAGCUUCUUCAAGGCACUAGGUGGUAGCAGCAAAUAAUAGCUACAGUACAAUGUACCGUAACCGGCAGCAACAGAAAGUUUCCAGAUGAACGUUUCAUGGUAUUUUUUAAAGUGGCAAUCCACUUGCAGUUCUUGGCUCAGAUAAAAAAGCUAUAUUUAGAAUUUUUAAACGGUGAGUGCAGCUGAUGAAUGAGAGAGACUGUCCAGGUGUAUGUGGGUUCACUCGAUCUUAGUUUAAUUUAUUUGAGUCUUAAGAGGAUGUGUGGGUGCAGCACAUUUGAUGCAUUGAAGUGCCAGUGCCGCUUGUUACGGGUUGGGUUCAUGUACAGUUUCAUGCCUGCGGCUCUCUGCGCAGUUGAUUAAGUCUUUGUCAAGGUUUUGUGUGAGGUGUUGUGAAGAGUUGGCAUUUCCUCACAGUUGGCAAGGGAGAUCAAUCCCCUGGAUUGCCCAUUGCAUCUUCUGACAGUGAUGGUAGAAAACUCCUGGCUGUAGGUCUGAUGUUAGCAAGUUUGGUCAGUUUGCUUUAGUUACAAUUGUUGAAACCAUUCUGUUGAUCUUGUGAAUAAUAAGGAUUGUUCUUCACAGAGAGAGGAAUGUUGGACAUCCAACUUCUCCAAGGAAUUGAAACCUAAGGAAGAAAGGAAAGCAUUCCAAGUUUCUGCAUUAUGUAUCUUGUUUGUACCAUUGGUGCUGGGAUCCUGUGGAAAGGUUUUAUUUAUUGAUAUUUUUAUUUGAGAUUUUGGUAAAUGUGGAGGGCACUUUUUGUAUUCCUGGGUUUCAUGAGGACUGUAUCCCUGCUUCUACGUUGUCAUUUUUAAAAUAUUCUUAAUAUGGAUGGAGAAUUGUAUUAUAUUCCGGAGCUGUUUUGUUCCCUAAUAUUGUUUCUAUUUUGAUUCAAUUACUCUAAGCUGACAAUGCACUAAUGGCUAUGUUACCCUGGAUAAGUUAAUUCUUUAUAGAGCAAGACUGCAGAUGCUAUAUUACAUCUGUAAAAUGCACAAACAAAUCAGAUUCUGCUGUGGUUGAAAAUGUCAUGUUACACUUCCUACAUCAUGGUGAAGAUACUUCUUAAAAAAUUUGUGUUCCAAUUUAUAUGAGCAACAGCACAGCAAGAAUAUUCGGUGCCUUGUAUCCACUCGGCGAUCUGACAGGGUAUUGAGUGAUUCCAGGAUGUACUGUAUUUUGUCCCCUUGUUGCAGCCAGUUUACCAGAAUGGUAACAGACAUUCGUACCCAGAUUGGAGCAGCUGGUGGAAUCUGAAGCAGCUUUGCUCCCUUACAAUUCCUACAUGAGCUCAGCAAACUGUUGUCACAAUUUUACCACAACUUAGGAAAUAGAUUGUUCAGUGAAACACAGCAAAUCAACUGCAAGGAAGUGUCUCAAACACAGUGGAAUGCUUUCGGGGAGAAGUCUUGUUUACACUGGGCCAACGCUACUAGAGUUUGGGAUUGCAACAUUCAACAACGAGUUCAAUUACACUAAACAGUUUCACAAGAAACCGCUGGUCUUUUUUUUUAACAUUGAACCGAAGAAUCGAAGGCAAUUGGAUACUCUGCGUUCUCCAUAGCAGGUUGUGUGCCAAAUGAUAAAACUGGCUGCAUACUUUAUAUUUAAACAAAAAUCCCCUUUGGAUGAACUCAAAUAAUUUUUUGUUAAGAUGCUUGAAUUGAAAACAGUUACAGCUUGGAGGCACAAAUUUUCAUUCAUUUGUGAGAUGUGCUAAAGUGGAAUGUGAUUGUUAUUUCAUUCACUUAGUGAAUGAAUGGGGCUAUCCACAUUUUUUAACACUAGAAUUUUUUUCGCUUUUGCGUUCGAGGCAUUUUACCAUAGCCACAGCACAGAAUCGGGUCACUCAGCACAAUAGAUCUAUGCUAGUGAUUAUUGCUGCACACUGUGGCAUAGUGGUAAUGUCACUGGACUAGUAAUCCAGAGGCCCAGGCUAAUCCUCUGGGGACAUGGGUUCAAAUCCCACUGUUGAAUUUAAUUCAACUAAUUGAAAUUUGGAAUUGAAAGCUGGCGACGGUAAUGGUGACCAGUCCAAAACCACAGCAAAUGUGGUUGACUUUUAACUGGUCUCUGGAAUGACCUGACAAGCCACUCGGGUCAAGUGCAAUUAGGGAUGGGCAACAAAUGCUGGUCUUGGCAGAGACACCCACAUCCCAUUUAAAAAAAAAAAAAUCACCCCUGUCUUAAUGAAAGGAUGAUUCCCAUACAAGUAUCCAUUUCAUUUCAACAUUGGGGCCUACUAGUGUAUAUUCCUGCAGGUGUGAUCUUUUGGCAAUUACUCCUUCACUUCCCAGCAGUGCUGAUGCCCGUUUAGCAGCUGGAUAGACCCGAGUGCUUUUACUUGUGGCUUUGAAACUAUUACUUGCGGAGACUUUCAGCUGGCAACCUCUGAUUGGAGUCUCCCAAUGGUGAGCUGAGUGCAUAGGAACCAUGCGUUGGGAUUUCACAUUAAGUUUCACUAGCUCUUCUGAGUGUCAAAGUGAUGCUCGAGUCCAUUCGGUUGCUUUUGAUCAAUUAAAAUGCCCUGAUAUUUGGCCCAAGCCACUGUUAGUCGCGGCAGCUCUAUAGGAAUGUUUGGAAUUCUGUAAUAGUUUUGCCGUCCCGUUUGUUCUGUGACCCUUCAAGUUUUUGCUAGAGUCUUAAGCAUUGUCUCUGUCCCUUGUACCUUGCUGGUGCCCAAGAUUCCGGCAUAUGGGUGCCAUCAGAUGUCCUGAAGUCCCUAUCAACUAAAACCAGUGGUGGUCGAUGAGAUCUGAUAAUUCGUAACUGCGGUUUGUGUUGCCGUUCCAAAACUGUGCUUGCUUUUAAACUUUGUGUCUGAGACUUUUGAUCAUCUGUCUUUGUAGAAAUCUUCCUCAUGUCCAAUUGUUCACUGUUCUUCAAUAUGAUCUGCAGUCCAAAGUUCUUUUCACUUGUGAGUGUUCCAUAUGAUUUACAAAAGAUGGAAUCCUUGAGGUGUUCACUCCGUCAGCUGCUAACAUUUACUUCCUCAUGGGUGAUAAAAUGACCGACACUCUUUGGGGGAAGGAAAAACAAUAAAACCACAUCAUGGUACAGUCAA
Carcharodon carcharias (great white shark) is the source of this 8668-nucleotide messenger RNA. Its product is annotated as centromere protein F-like. The record is from RefSeq and is a predicted model, not a curated record. Gene Ontology annotation, molecular function: microtubule binding; dynein complex binding. The transcript is spliced from 15 exons. Gene Ontology annotation, cellular component: spindle pole; chromosome, centromeric region; nucleus. Gene Ontology annotation, biological process: regulation of G2/M transition of mitotic cell cycle; metaphase chromosome alignment; mitotic cell cycle. Bases 167 to 5638 code for a protein of 1823 amino acids. NCBI's taxonomy places the organism in Eukaryota, Metazoa, Chordata, Chondrichthyes, Lamniformes, Lamnidae.